This is a messenger RNA of Closterium sp. NIES-65, 1581 nucleotides long. The record is from the annotation of a GenBank genome assembly. Lineage: Eukaryota; Viridiplantae; Streptophyta; Zygnematophyceae; Desmidiales; Closteriaceae.
AUGGCAGCGAGCGGUGCGCGCCGAUGGGGGCUCGAUCAACUAUCAGUCCGUGGCAAGGUAGCUCUUGUAACGGGCGCCUCGUCGGGAAUCGGCCACGAUCUCGCGCUGUUCCUCGUGGCACGUGGAUGCCACGUGGUCGCCGCAGCUCGGCGCGUGGACCGCCUGGAUCAGCUGUGCGCGGAGGCGGAAGCAAUGCGCCGAGAAGCGGAAGAAUUGCGCCGAGAGGGGGAAGGGAUGCGCGGAGAGGCGGAGGGCAUGUGCGGAGAGGGGGAUGAUCCACGCAACGGGAGAAGCUCUGACUUAUCAAACCCGGUUGACGCUGGAGGGCGGGAACGGCGGGCCGUGGGAAAUGGUGACGUGACUCGGGAAUCAUCAGUCAGAGAUUCUGGACGGCCAGGAUCGCAUUUCAUUGUUGGAAACGAGAUGCCGGGGCGCAUGAGGGCUGUCGCGAUGGACGUCGCGGCGGACGAGGUGGCGGUAGAUGCGGCGGUGCAGGCGGCGUGGGACGCGUUCGGGCGGAUCGACGUGCUGGUGAACAACGCGGGGUUCCGAGGGAAAAAGGUGGACGCGAUCGACAUCAGCCAAUCAGAGUUCGACACGUCAUUCCACACCAACGUCCGAGGCGCUUGGCUUGUUUCCAAAGCUGUGGUUCGGCGCGUGCUGGGGCGGACAGGCGGGGGGGCGCGAGCGGGGGGAAGGACCAGCGAGGGGGCGCGACGGGAGGGGAGGGAGAUGGGGAAGGGGGGCAAAGGAACGGAGGGUAAGAAUGAAAGGGCACUUGAAGGGGGUAGUAACGGAAGCACCCGCACGGUUUUGAGUGUAAUCAACAUCGCAUCUACAGCCGGCAUUCCUGGUGCCAUUCUCCCCGGCGGUGCUGCCUACUCCUCCUCGAAAUCUGCUCUCAUGCGCCUCACCGUGGCUAUGGCGGUGGAGUUGGGGGAGCAUGGCAUCCGCUGCAACUGCAUCGCCCCGGGGAUAUUCCGUUCCGAGAUCACCGAGGCAAGAAUGGCCGGGGGAAGGGGUGGUGGUGGGUUGGGGGGUGGGUGGGGGGGAUGCUCACUCUGCUCUUCUCCUCCCUCCUCUCUCUCAUGCGGUUGUGCAUGUGUUCAGAAGCUCUUGGACAAGCCAUGGAUGGAGAGGAACGCACAGGUGGUGGUGCCAAUGCAGAGGUGGGGUUCCAUUCAUCCUGACCUCACAUCGCUGCUCCUGCUCCUCGCUUCUGACGCAUCUGCCUACAUCACAGGGCAGUGCAUUGCCGUGGACGGGGGACACCACUUGAUGCGAGCUAGGAAAGCUCCUGCACUUUUUCUCAUCUCACCUCCCUGCACCCCACCUCUCCGCAUCCCACCUCCCCGCAUCCCACCUCCCCACAUCCCACCUCCCCACAUCUCACCUCCCCACAUCCCACCUCCCCGCAUCCCACCUCCCCACAUCCCACCUCCCCCCACAUCCCACCUCCCCGCAUCCCACGUCCCCGCAUCACACCUCCCCGCAUCUCACCUCCCCGCAUCUCACCUCCCCACAUCGCGCCUCUAUCUUGAUCUGAGCAAUGCCAUCAGCACGGUUUGGGCCCACAGCUAG